CUGGUGCCUCCUCCUCUUGUCACACCCCACCCUUCCUGGGGGCCCUGGUCGGUGUUUGCUCGGUUUGAAGCACCACCGUUUCUUUUUCCAGUCCUGAUAGCGAUCCUCUUUGCUUUUUCCUCCUUUGCAUCGUUCGGACUGAUCGAUUCAGUGCCAAAGCGGCCAUGUCUCCCACAACAGACGGGGACAGCACAGAGGACGUCAAUGACUUCCUCCUGCGCAUCCGUCAGCUCGGAGAGAAGCGCGACAAAGAAGACGAGGAACGCACGAAGAAACUAGAGGAGGAGAUUUUACAAGGCCGGAAAGAAAGGCAGGCUCGAAGAGCGGAGCGGGCACGGUCGAUUUCCCCCACGAAAGAUUCUCCCAUACUAGAUCCCACUCGCUUCAGCAUGUCGUCGCUCAGCCAGCGGGCGAUUGACCCCCCCGAACACCUCGAGCCCACUCUUCACACCCCAUCACACGACGCUGGCAGCCGGACUGAGUCCAUUCGGGAUGAUGCCUCAAUAACCACAGAUGGCAGUCGGAGAGGAUCCGCGUUGACGGCUGACGGAGAGGCGGCUUCCAAACCUCUGUCACCCUUACGGAGCAGAACCGGAACGCUGUCGUGGCAGCAAAGGCCUACAUCUCGAGAUAGUAACCGGGCGUUCUUCUCCUCUUCGUCUCCGACCCGUGAGGGCCGCUUCCGAGGCAUGUCUACGACCUCCAGUGACGACCACGGCGCGUUCCGCAGUCGGAGUCCGUUCACCUCCUCCCCCUCGUUCAAAGACGUGCCGUGGUCGCGCCCGACAGAGGGAAGCGCCAGUUCUCCAACUCGCACAAAGAACGCUGAAGAAUACCUACACCAUACGCUGGCCCCCGACACGGACACCAAAGAAGAGGAGACGGAUCAUGAUCACACUACAGAACCGGUGAAGGAGACAGAGCACCAAGAGGUGGAAGAGCGAUCGCGAUCCCCGUCAAGGGCAAGCUCGACGGUCGCAGAGAGCAGCUUGGGACACCGCUAUUCGAGCAUUUCCUCUGUGUCCACGGCCACCGGGCUGGGCUCUCCCCUACCGUUGUCGGGCAUACAGAAACUGGAGCCCACCAAGGCUGAGGAGAGUGCUGACGACCAGACAUCGUCUCCGUCCUCCCCUAGGCGACUGUCUCCAGAGCGUUCCACCUCUCCUACCAAAGGGCUCGGGGGAUUUGUUCAAAGCGCUAUGAUGAAGCGAUCGGACAGUGUAUCCAAGAGGUGGAGCGCUCAAAUUCCUUCGGGACGUAGUCGAGGCGAUUCUUUUGCUAGCAAUCGCAACAGCUUUGCUGCGCCCUCUGGUUUUGACAUCUUCUCCACGGCGCCUUCCCACCGACCAGGCUCCAGCCACCGUCCUGAUUUCAGCAAUCGACCUAGCUCUAGUCAUAGUGAAGCGACUGUCGUGCACCCUACUAAAGACUUCGAACGGCCAGAUACCCCUCCCGUUCCUAACAUCAACGACGCACGAUUGGACGAGGGAGUUGCCAGACCGUCUCUGAGUCUCCAUACGAGGUCUGCCAGCUCGGUUGAAAAGGGCCCGGAGUCCGGUUCCCUUCCCCCGACCAGCCCGGCGGUUUCGAGGACCAUGGAUCCGAAGAGAUGGAGCCCGACCAAAGCCACCUGGUUGGAAAGUGCGCUAAACCGCCCUGAUUCACCCAGACAUAAACGGCAGCAGUCCCAACAAACGAGCUGGGCCAAGGAUCGGCAAUCCAGGGCCAGCGUUGACCUAGGCCGGACCUCGAGCUUCAAAGAAGUUACACCCGUAGGUCUGAUGCGGACUGCAAUCCCUAGCGCUCACUCGAAAACAUCAAGUGUUUCUGGCAUUCCGGAUAUAUUCGCCAACCAAGAAGCUUCGAAGGUCAAGGAAGAAGAGCCCGAACCUUCUUCCCAAAUGUCGGAUCUCAAGGCCGAUUCCACGGAGAGUGACCCCCCGCCUGUCGAGAAGUCCCCCGAGCCAACUCCUUUGGAAGAGGCGUCUCCUAUCAAAUCAGAGGCUUCUCCCACCAAAUCAGAGGCGACUCCUACGAAAUCGGAAGCGGAGUCGGAGAAUGUAGACGAUGACUCUGCGAAGCACAAGCGGACACCGUCGACCUUGAAUUCCAUCACCAAGACGACUCUCGAAGCCCCCUUGCCAUCCCCUCGCGAUCCGCUCUUGAACAGGCCCAAACCUCAGUCCCCGGUGAUAGAUUUCCGAGCCAAUCUUCGACGACGAGAGAUUGUCAAGGACGACGCGCCCAAGGCCGAGCCGGAGUUCAAGAAUAUCUUUAACAGGCUCAAGAAGGCCGAGUCCUCGACAUAUGUUGCACCAGACAAGCUGAGAGAGAACAUUCUGAUGGGCAAGGCAGCACUCAAUGCGACAAACGGUCCACUGAAGUCGACGAAGGUGGAUGAACUGAAAGAUAGCCUCUUGAAGCAGAAAGAUGCGAUCAAGGCUAGCGGAGGAUCGCUGAGGCGCAACACUCUCGGGGAAAAUGAUGCCCCCGUGAAGGCUAUUCCAGAGGCGAUCGCAAUGCGGAAUAGCUUGGCCAGGCCUAGCAGUAUCAAGAGCAACCGUUCGGUCGCUGAUCCAUCGUCGCCACUUUCGCCUAGGGAACCGGAUACGCCGAGAAGUGCACAGGAUAUGCCACUGCCAUCCCCGCUAUCCGCUGGUCAGCACAUCGAGGAGCCCGAGGCAGCGGAGCCGUCCAAGCCUGAUGUUAGUGAGCUCCAGACCGCGGUCCCAGAACCUGAUUUGUUGAGCGACGAGAAAGAAAACGAGAACGAGACUGACUCGAAUCCAUUGGAAAAGGCGGACAAUGAAGAACAGCCGAGCGAGGAGGCCAUCAAACCGGUGCGUUCUUUGACAUCGGGGGAUUCCAUAGAGACUGCAGGCGUGCCUGCUGUAACUGAGAGUCCUGCUGCUAAAGGUACACUCGCAGGCCGAAUAAACCCUGCCUUAGCCGGCCUUUUCUCUCGUCCGCGUGCUCCAAUGGACGAGUCAUCCAACGGCUCUUCCAUCAACGGCGCUGGUGGAAGUCGCUCCGAGUCAUCGGAAUCUCAGCCUGCCGCACCGCUCACGCAUAUGACGAAAGACCGAGCAAGAGGUCCCAAGAGACGUCUCCCUAAGGGUACCACAUCGGAAGGUACGACGCCAGAGGAGCAUGACACAGCUCUGAAGCCCUUAGCUACUCCGCCGAAGGUGCAGGAACCAGAAGCAAGCUCUGUGCCCGACCAAAAAUCUGUGGGUGUCUCCAGCGGCUGGCCUCUUCCCGACACCGAGAUUAGUCCCAUUGCGGAGUCACCAACAGUCCCGGGCAAGCCUGACUCACCAGCGAUCGGUAGGCCCGUGGAGUUCAAAAGAAGCAUUCCUCGAUUGGGUGAGAGGGAGCCUGUGCAGAAGCCCCGGGCAGCGGUGGAUCAGUUCUCUCCUCAGAAUGGCGGGAAUGCAAACGAAUAUUUGAGAAACCUGCGCAGCUCGCUUACGUCCAAACCUCCUCUGCCACCCAAAUCUGCUCCAUUGCCACCGAUCCCUACGCAUAACCAGUCACGGAGCUCGCCAAUUCAUUUUUCGUCGCCCUCGCCCUCGCCCUCGCCUUUGAGGUCCAGCUACAGGGAGAACCAGAACACGCCUCCAGGUCCAGGGCAGAGAGCCUCUUCAUUCUUCGCUAGUCUGGGAGCUAGGAGAAACUCAUCGCCUCGUGACAAGGCCUUGCCUUCUCCCCCGGUCCCGCCCAAGGGGUCCAGGGCCUCGGUGAGAUCAUCGGUAUCGCUUGUGCCCCAGGCCGACGAGUCAUGGGACGCCAUCUCCGGUUUCUUCAAGACCUUCCCAAAUUCGAGUGAUCGUGUGGACAUUGACACCCAGUUGAUGUUGGAGGACAGGAGCGAUAAAACGAAAAUUCGGACUGUGAAGAAACAGAUCUGGGAGAUUACCGGCGACGGAAAGAAGCAGGAUCUUCCAGUAAACCAGGAAUACAUCAUGUAUGAGGGGAGCAUGUACUUGUGCACGCACACAUUCGAAGCCGAUGGCAGUACACGCUCCGAGGUGCACCUCUGGUGCGGCGACGAUGUUCCCGAUGCAGCCGUCGACGAUGCUCUGUCCUUCUCCCGCAAAAUCGCAAAGGAAAGCGGCUGCAAACUCGAGAUCAUCAAGCAAGGCAAGGAGCCUGCUCGCUUCAUCCAGGCAUUGGGUGGAAUCCUCAUCACUCGCCGCGGGUCCAGCUCCCGGUCCAGCUCCUCCGCCAUCUUCAUGCUCUGCGGGCGCAAACACCUGGGCCAGAUGGUGUUCGACGAAGUCAACUUCUCCCCGAGCAGCCUGUGCUCCGGCUACCCCUUCGUGAUCUCCGCGAUGUUCGGAAAGCUUUUCCUCUGGAAAGGAAAGGGCAGCUCGGCCGAAGAAAUCGGGGCCGCUCGCCUGAUCGGGAUGGAUCUGGGCCUGACGGGCGAGUUCGAAGAAGUGGCCGAGAACGAGGAACCGGAGAGCUUUUUUGAGGUCUUCCCUCGGUACGAACGAGAGCCGGGCGACAACAGCAUGGAGUCCUGGCGACUGAAGUCCAACAAUGGGCGCUAUCGCUCGCGCCUGUUCCGCGUCGACCACGAGCUCGGCCAGCGAUCCGGAUUCUGGCUGCGUUCGCCAUCGCCGGUCGUCCGUCCCAACGACACUGUCCAGGCCAUUGAGCCCUUCUGCCAGAACGACAUCACCCCCAAGGGAGUCUACGUUCUUGAUACCUUCUUCGAGAUCUACGUGAUCGUCGGCGAGCAAGCCUCCAACCGCCCAGCCGAAUUCGCCUCCGCGGUCUACCUCGCCCACGAAUACGGCAUCCUCGCUGCCUCCCUCCAGGACCGGCCCUUCAUCCCCAAGAGUUUCUUCUCCCUGGGUGGAAUCCCGGAGGCCUGCAGCAGUGCGUUCCGGAAAUGGGUCCCUGGAUCCCGUCUCCCGCAGGUGUUCCCUCUCAAUGCGGCCAUUGAAGCGAUUCGGUCCACGUAGAGUGAUUUCGGUUUAUUUUUUUAUUUUUCUCUUUCAAGAUUUUGUUUAUUUCUUUCUAGCUGUCCAUAGCGUUUUCGCGAUCCGAUUGUGCAUAGACUUGUUGGGCCGGGCUGUACAGAAAGGGUGCGUGCUUGCUGACUUCAAGUUCUGGGAGAUCAUCCACGAUAGCCUGACGGGCGAGGGUGAAGGUGAGGCUGGGAAUCCCUUGAUGCAUUGCGUGUGUGUGUGUGUGUGUCUGUAUGUAUGUACAUGGGAGUUGGGUGGACAUAUGCUUGUUCGUUUCGUUUCGUUUCGUUGUUUUUCUCUUGUUCUAUCUCGAUGGGGAUCUUUGCUUUCGUGUUCUGUGUAUGAUAUUUUUUU
Molecule: messenger RNA, 5333 nt
Organism: Aspergillus heteromorphus CBS 117.55
Lineage: Eukaryota; Fungi; Ascomycota; Eurotiomycetes; Eurotiales; Aspergillaceae
Product: putative gelsolin repeat protein
Exons: 5
Coding region: 165-4973 (1602 amino acids)
Biological process (GO): barbed-end actin filament capping; actin filament severing
Molecular function (GO): actin filament binding; phosphatidylinositol-4,5-bisphosphate binding
Source: RefSeq, a predicted model, not a curated record